This is a messenger RNA of Homalodisca vitripennis (glassy-winged sharpshooter), 716 nucleotides long. RefSeq names its product inner centromere protein A-like. Lineage: Eukaryota; Metazoa; Arthropoda; Insecta; Hemiptera; Cicadellidae. The record is from RefSeq and is a predicted model, not a curated record. The coding region runs from base 84 to 467 and encodes 127 amino acids. The transcript is spliced from 5 exons.
GCUGCUGAGGCGAGGCGAGAGCAGCUGCAGAGAGAGAGAAAGCUUUGUUGGCUGUCAAAUUAGAGAAAGAAAAGGAGGAUAAAAUGAGGCUCAUUGCAGCUGAAAAAGAAAAACAGAAAGAAGAACAGCUUAAGAAAAAACUCUUGAUGCAGCAGAAAACAUUGGAAUAUGAAGAAAGACGGAGACAAGAAGAAGCAGCUCGUUUGGCCAAAAUCAAAGAACAGGAGGAGGAGCACCGGCGAAUUCUAGCGAUGAAGGAGAGGGAGCAAGAACUGCUCCAAAAACAGCAGAAAGCUGCAGAACUGAGGUUAGCUGAAACCGAGAAAGCAAAACAGCAAGGAAACAGUAAACUUGGAAAAAUUGCUGCAGUCAAUAAUGCAAAAAAUGAAACUACAGCUUGGAAUGACUCCUUCGGAAAAGACCAACAAUGUUCCAACUCAAAGCUACGAGAUAACUCCUGCACGUGAAGAUAGACCCCUGCUCAAGCCCAAGACUGAGGAUGAUUAUGGACUAGAUGAUGCUCACAGCGAUGACUCUAGCGAUGAGGAGACCUGUCCAAAGAAGGAGAUUCCUCGAUGGGCACUUCCUAAAAAUCGUGAGCGCCUGAUCAAGACGACAAAAUACAUUCCCUCCUCUUUAUGGGUUCAAUUCAUGGUACCCAACGUAAAUCCUGAUCUGAGUAAAAUGUUUGCCGGUACUCAGAUUAAAAAGAGAAU